This is a messenger RNA of Physella acuta, 2532 nucleotides long. RefSeq names its product G-protein coupled receptor GRL101-like. Gene Ontology annotation, molecular function: G protein-coupled peptide receptor activity; protein binding. The record is from RefSeq and is a predicted model, not a curated record. Lineage: Eukaryota; Metazoa; Mollusca; Gastropoda; Physidae. Gene Ontology annotation, cellular component: plasma membrane. Gene Ontology annotation, biological process: adenylate cyclase-activating G protein-coupled receptor signaling pathway; hormone-mediated signaling pathway; activation of adenylate cyclase activity.
AUGACGAACUCUGUGGAAAAAGGAGAACUACCAUUCACAUUUUCAAAUCAGAAUCCAGACACAUCAAUGUUGUUUGACUGUUCAGAGAAGAAACAACUUGAAGCUGGGGUUCAGCUCAUCCCUUUUGGAUACGUGUGCGACACGAAAUAUGAUUGUAAAACGUAUCGAGACGAAAAUCUUUGUUUAUAUACAGACAAUAACUACUGUGCCAGCCGUCUCUUUUGUCCAGCCUCCCUGUGGUUUAACAAUGCAAGAGAUACGUGUCUAAAGAAAGAACAGAUUUGUGACGGCGUGCAAGACUGCCUGGACAGCAGUGAUGAGGAGAACUGUAUCGACUGUAUGGAGACCCUGACAGCAGAUGGGACGUGUUUACCCAGCUUGUGGUUUUACAACGGCUCUAAACCAUUCCAGCAACGCUACGUUCUUACUAGCAGAAAUUCUACAGAGUUCGGCGUCAAGGCAACAUGCCAUAAUAAAACGAUAUGUUUCCUUGACAACGAACCAGGCAAGCCUCUAACACAAUGCGAUAAGACAAAUGACUUGGAUUCAAAACUUGAGGGAGAACCAAAUAGUUGGGCACCAAGGUGUGUUUACCUUAGAGGUCGGAUAUCAAAACAGAUGUUUGGCUGCACUGAUCUAUCACACUUAGAAAACUGUGAAAGUUUUCAAUGUGGAGUGAGCUUUUUCAAAUGUGAUUUGUCCUACUGUAUACCAAUAUACCUGGUCAAUGACGGAAACAAAGACUGUCCUUUGGGUGACGAUGAACUGGAUUUUAUUUUGGAGGACAGGCAGAUAAUUACCGAUGACUUAGUCCCAUGUAGAAAACCUGGUACGUAUGUCCACACUGUCCACGUAUGUGAUGGCCGCGACCAAUGUGCAAAUCGCGAAGACGAGCUGCUGUGUCAUGAGAAAUGUCCGUCUGGUUUUACGUGUCUAUGGGGAGCUGCUCAAGUCACGAAUCACAGCGCAGUUGACUUCAUGCAACUUUUUCAGUCCAUUGACAAGAGAACAGCUGCAAUUAAAGCGUCAGGUCUAGACUUAUCUAAAGCUUACAUACCCCAAUCAACAACGUUACCAAAACUUUUAGAACUGUAUUUAUCAAAUUGUAAUCUCAACGACAAAAAUCUGAUGCAGCUUUUAGUUUCGUUUAAAAAUAGCCUCUACAACACUUACCUGCUUGACCUGAGCUACAACAAAAUCAACUUCAACAACUUUGAGAAGUUUUCUCCUUUUUUAAGAAAUCUGCACUAUUUAAAUUUAUCCCACACAUCUGUAAUUAAUGUUCAUGUACCAAUAUUUUUCAUUCCAAAUAUCCAUACCAUUGAUCUAUCCUUUACACCUCUUUUAUCUUUACGCCUUGCAUAUUCUAAAGAUAUCGCACUGAAAUAUUUAAAUCUUAGUUUUACCAAACUCAGUCAACCCGAUUGGUUUGAUCACAAUAUAACUAUUGAUAUUUUAGACUUAAAAAGCUCAUUGAUAUCCUUCAAUUCUAAAAACUCGCUGUUUUUCCAAAAAAUGACCAUUACAUCAGAAAUUCACGGGGAUAGCUACAAAUUAUGUUGUGAAAAAUUUAGAGGGCCGGGCAUAGCCGCACACCAGUGUUAUGCGCCAAGGGACGGUAUAUCUACAUGUGAAAAUCUGCUCAGCGAUUUAGUGAAACGUUCACUGAUAUGGGGCGUAUCUAUGCUUGGUACAAUCGGCAAUGCGGUCACAAUAAGUUACAGACUGUUGUAUGAAAAAAGUAUUUUUAAACAGGGCUAUAGGCUGUUUGUGACAAACCUGGGCUUUUCAGAUCUGUUAAUGAGCGUUUACCUGAUGAUCAUAGCAGGAGCUGAUGUUUACCACCGUGACAACUACGUGCUGUUUGACACAGAAUGGCGAGACAGUUCAUUUUGUAAAGCCGCUGGAUUCCUCGCUACCCUCUCGAGUGAGAGCUCUACUGUCUUCGUGUUACUCAUUACAUUUGACAGGUAUUUGAUCUUUAGGGACCCCUUGAAACAGGUUAAGUUCUCCCCUAAAGUUUUGAAACUGAUCUUAGCUGUGGUCUGGACACUUUCCUCCAGCAUUUCUCUGAUUCCACUCAUCUUUCCAGACUGGCAAGUUUUCUCUUCAAGUUCUGUUUGUCUUGGACUUCCUAUCAAUUUAAAACACGAGCUAGGCCGGAUGUUUUCAUUGACUCUCUACAUCAUUGUCAACACUCUGUUGAUUCUUCUUAUAAUUAUAGGCCAAUGUGUGAUCUUUAAAAGUAUCUAUUCUUCCAACUCCAUGAUCAACACGUCAGUCCAGAGAAAACGUGAGAUCACAGUCGCACAAAAUCUCUCCCUGAUUGUCCUGUCCAACAUCCUCUGCUGGCUGCCCAUCUGUGUCGUUGGUCUCAUGGCAUUCGCUGGUCAGACAUUUAGCCCAGACACGCAUGGCUGGCUGGCUAUCAUAGCCCUACCCCUCAACUCAGCUGUCAAUCCAAUAGCUUACACUUUACCGAUUGCUUACGAAAAGUUUCAAGCAUGGAAGCAAGAUAUCAAACUGGAAUAA